Molecule: messenger RNA, 9176 nt
Organism: Hyalella azteca
Lineage: Eukaryota; Metazoa; Arthropoda; Malacostraca; Amphipoda; Hyalellidae
Gene: wcy
Product: WW domain-containing adapter protein with coiled-coil
Exons: 12
Coding region: 301-2529 (742 amino acids)
Biological process (GO): regulation of autophagy; positive regulation of TORC1 signaling
Cellular component (GO): nucleus
Molecular function (GO): chromatin binding; RNA polymerase II complex binding
Source: RefSeq, a predicted model, not a curated record
GAAUAUACUCGCGGAAAAAAACGUGUUUGGUAUUACAUUGAUAAAAUCUAAAUUACUUCUUGUUACAGCCUAGUUUUUCUAUGUGCCUCUAGGAAUGUUGUCGUGCAGAAGAUCUUGAGAGUUGUCCAUUUCUGGUAAGGCGCAAUAAGCGGGAAGGCGUUGUUUGUUGUUUGUGUGUCGAUCGGCAACAUGGCGUCGUUAUGGUAGACGUCUGAGAUUCUUCCUGCAAAAAUAUCGCUUUCGGAGGCGACAUUAACAAUUGCUCUUAAAAAAUUAAACUUAGCCUUCCGUCUGGUUUUGAUGGUAAUGCAUGCGAGGAAACUACCACGUAUAAGCGAUGGGUUUACUGAGAAGCAUCAGAGCCACAGCACAUAUGAGUCCGCCAAGUACACAAGCAGCAGCAGCGCUGGUGGAGGCGGCGGUGGUGGUGGAGGUAGUGGAGGCACCAAGUACAGGGGAGGAGGAGUGGGUGCAUAUCCUGACAAGAGAAUUGACUCGCCCUCAACAAAUUCCCUUCGCUCAUCAUCGCCUGACUCACGAUCUCAGUCUCCACGCUAUCAUAAAAGCAUCAGUGGCAGUGCCAAUUACUACAAAAGAGAAGCCUACAGAGAUAGAGAAUUCAACUCUAGAGACUAUAGAGAAAAUAGAGAAGGAAGCAGAUCUCCAAAAGAGCGUCGGAGAGAUGGCCGGGAGCGUGAUGCUGCGCAUGUUUCCCGUAGUACAGCAUUGAAGAAGGAGAAUAGCAGCAGCAGCAGUCAGCAGUACCGCGUAGGUGACUGGAGUGAACACGUGAGCAGCAGUGGCAAGCGAUAUUACUACAACUGCCGAACUGAAGUGUCUCAGUGGGAGAAGCCUGCCGACUGGCAAGACUGGGAGCAACAACAACAGCAUGGCACUAGACAUCCUCCAAGUGUAGCUACCAAGAACUCCUCCCAGCAGCAUUAUAAUAACCAACACAAUUCUUCAUCUAAAGGCGCUCCAUACAAUUCAUCUUCGUCUUUAUUGACGGCUAGUAGUAGUAGUAAUAGUAGUAAGGUUCCCUACAACAACCUUGCUAGCCACCCUAAUUCCAAACCUAGUAGUAGUAGUAACUAUAGUAGUCAUAGUGCUAGCACCAACAACAGUGUCUCUUCUUCUUCAUACAAUGCUAACCUUUGUAAAGGUUCAUCAUCUUCUAGUGUAAUUAUGAAUAAUUCUUCUUCGUUAACUCCGACCAAUAUCCAACAUUCAUUAUCUUUAGCACCUUCCACUUCUUCCUCUUCUCACCAUCACCACAACCAGCACCAUCACCCCCACCUACACCAUCACGGGAACAACAAUUCAUCCUCUGGAGGCAACAACACUGGCAAUAAGGACAUCAACAGCCAGCAGAAUCUCAGAGGCAAUAUUGGACAUGACAAAAGUAAGCUCGACAAACAUUCCAAUGUGGACAACAGCAGGGAGCAUUUGUACCGAGGCCAGGACGAGCUGCACGACAAGCGACCGGACCCUCGUAAAUAUCAGGCCGCUGGUCAAGACAUGGACAUCUCAUCUGGAGGCAGCACCCCCACCUCAGAGUCGGUGCUCGGGCGCAGCAAACUCUUACAUCAAAACAGCGUCUUGAACACUAACGUGUCAACGCCUUCCCCUCUACUGCUGCCUGCCACUUGCCUUCCUUCUAACCAUCACCCACAUCACCACCCUCACCACCAUCCCCAACACCACUCAACCACUUCUAGCAACCAUCCAAGACUAGGACCUUAUAGCAACGCUGGUGGAACCAACACCAGUACCACCAAUAGCAAUAUUAACAUCACCGACCUCAGGCACCACCAAUUUGCAAAUAGCAGCAACACUGUGAACGUCUCGUGCCACAACAGUAUCAAUAACAGCUCAGAUACUACAUACAUCAACAACGUAGGUGGCAACAAUAAUAACAAGGGGCAUGGUGACUUGCUCACCAUCAAUACCUCCACCAGUGGGCUGGGUGGGCAGGGGCCACCCACUCCCACACAUUCCGAAACCCACGACAAUUCUGAUCCUCGGAAAGAUGGGAGUGGGAGCAAUGGGCUGGGCAUCAGAGUACCCACUUCAGUGUUGGGAGGAAGCAGUGGGAGCAACACGGCCAGCGUCGGGGUCUCCCUCAGCUCCCUUAACCAGCCUGGCACUUCUGGCUCUCCGUGGACCAGCUCCCUCUCCUCAUCAUUAAGUUCUCAGCGCCCUUCUCACCCGCCUCCAGCCCUCACUCCUUCCCUCACCAACUACUACAACGAGAGCCUCAUCUCCCACGUGCGCGACUGGCCAGCUGAAAAUAUCGAAAAACAGAGUCAAAGGUUGUCAGAAGAAGCACACACAAUGGGCAGUUUGCUCAUGACCAAAGUUUCAGCUGAUCUCAAGAUGGCUCGAUCUCUCGUACGACUUGCUGAGAUACAAGCAACUCUGCACGAACAGAGGUUAUUAUUCUUGCGAGCACAGAAGCGAGAACUGGAGGACAUGGGCUUGAAGAGUCAAAAUAGCUUCCUUAGUGACGGUGCCGGGGGCAACAGCUAGUAACCCACACCAUGUGCAGGACGGGGCUUUCCCCCUUCCUUCUAGGAACUUCAAUCUGAAGAAGUUUUCUCCUCUUCCCGCCAGCCCUUCAUCUCCUGGCAAUUCCACUUCUGCAGGAGCUUAUAAAAUUCCGCCGUCAUUUUGUAAGCGCAUUCGUGGACUCCUCAGCCCAAGAUAUUUACUAUCUGAUGACUCUCGUCAUGUUGCUCGCUAUAUCACAAGCCGUUUGAGUUAUCGUGUAAUUUUUUAUCUCUAUACCGCUUGAGAUGUCGCAUAUUUGCAAUUCUAAAUGCCAUUUUGGCCAUUCAAACGGCUGGCCAUCAAGAUAUUGAUGGCCUGGUGAUGAGUUUCUGUUCGUUUAGCCAAACGGAAGUUCCCUAAAACUGCAAGGUGUUUGGGUGCUCUUGUCAAGAGGUGGCCCAAAACUCACUGUUCUUAUAUAACUAAAGUUUAUGUGAAAAAAUAGUGUCAAUGGUGUUCAUUCAAGUGCCCGUGAUCGUCGAAACCAGAAGAAGUGAUGCAGGCUAUAAAUACUGGUGAUGGUGUCAGCGCCUCUGAAUGCCUUGCUUGUCAGAAAUCGGUGGCUGAAGGUGUAGUGGUCCCUCAUAACCGAAGUAACUACUGGACGCAAAUGUUUGCAUUAAUUCAAUGUACUAAAAAUACUUUGACAUAGAUGCAUUUGUAUUCUGUUGCAACUGUGCUACUGCAAUCGAAUUUGCCAAGUUUUACUAUUAAAAUUGUUUAUUUUCCGUGAAAUUACUGACUAAUUUAAUCAAACUAAUAAGUUUUUGAACGGAACAUUUCUUGAGCUCAGCAGGCUUUCUUCGCAUAGAUGAUAUUUGCCUUGGAAGUACGAGUGGAAUUAACGUAAAUAUAAUUAACUCAUCACGAUUCGAUUGAUGGGUGAUAAGUCAAACAAAUUAUCAUGAAAUAUUUACUGGUGUGAUUCGAAAGCAAAUUGAAGCCUGUAAUUCUAUUAUGAUAAUCUAAUGUACAUGUAGAUUUGCUGCUUGCAUUUCUGAAACUCAAAUUUUCAGUUUCAGUAUUCGUCUUUUCGGCACUAAAUGUCUUGCAGACUUGCAUGUUAAGAAUCAUCACUUCAAUUCAAACCAAAAAUGUUGCUUAACACCUCACUGCCAGGAUUUUUUUGGUAAUAUGUCAAUUUUUUUUCGGUUAGCCAGUUCUUCCUUUUCGCACGUUAAAACUGAUAUGUACUCUCGAGAACAAGAUUUUUGAAAAAUUAUGUCCUCUUAUGCUCUUAACGAUUUCGUUCUCAAGACUGAUACAUCCACUUCCAUAUAUAAUUGAAAUUUAGAUUUUUUUUGACCAUGAGAAAUAACAUUAUUUUGUAUAUGAAUUUGCUAACUCGGUAAUCUUUAUGAAGAUUUAUGUUAGAAAAAUUUGGUUGUUUCUUCUUUUGAAUGAAAACUGUAACAAGCAGUCGAAUGUUGUCAUCUUGCGUAAAUUUAAAAGUAAACCUACCUAUUUACAAUAAAAUUACUGCUAGAGACGAGUUUCAAGCUUCACUUCAAUAAUCAAGAGUCAGCAACCAACCGACCAGAUGGUUUUCUCAUUAGUAAAUUGAUUUCAUUGUUUACUCUGACCAUGUGAAAUGACAUCGGGGCUUGGCAUAUGUUGUUCUAUAUUUUGGCCACAUGUUCACGUAUUUUCCUCAGUUUCUCUACGGUAUUAUAGUGUAAUUUCUAAUAAAUUUGGUGUCUGAUUCUGGUAUUGAAUGUCCGCAAUAUCUUGAUCAAUUGACGUCUUUUCUUGAUCUUGUCCUUCAAUUAUUAGUUCAUUUUAUUCUCUUAGUUUCUUGAAUGCUAUUUAAAGCAAAUGAGAAUUAUAAAAUUAAAGGAAAAAAUUGAAAAUGAUUCGGCCUUUGAGAUUUUAUAAUUUCUGCCGAGUGAUUUUUAAAUACAUCAUUUUCCGAAACGAGAUCGCUAUAAGGAAACUUGAAAUGAUAAAAUUGAUUAGGAAAAUUAUCUUAGGAGAUUAUUUUACAAGUUUGGGAACCCCUGUCCAACAUGUACAUCUUUUGCCAGGCUUCUGAGGUUCUUUAUUUCGGUAUUGAGGAACAAAGUUACUGUCGUUUCAUAAAUCGGUUGCUUGGGUCGUUUCACAAGGUGAUGGACUUACGGCGACAAAAUACCUAGUUUUCAUUCGAAUGAUGUUGUCCCUCUUAACUUAAUCUACAUAAAAUUGUUUACAAAAUGCGUCAUCGUUGUCCAAUGAUAGCCACAUGAGCAGUUACUUGUGCCGUUCUACACUGACAGGAAUAAUCCUUCAAAAAUUUGUCCCUUUUAAGAGAUAUGUUGAAGGGGCUGUAGUGUUCUUGAAUUCUUGGUUAGUUAUUGAUUUAUUUAAUGUUUUACGCUGGCAAUGUUUACGGUGUCUGGUUACCAAUUUUAAGGCUAGGGUGUGAGGAAAACUUAACUCUUGCAUUGAGAUUUUGUGUUCAGUUAACAGGAAAGUUUGUAUGAUACGUUCUUAUUUAUCCAUAACCUGCUUCAGGUUAUGUAUAGACAUAACAUGCUUCAUUAAUCUAGCCCUUUUCUCAUUUAGAAUGUUCAUUUUGCAAUUCUAGAACUCAUGCGGCGACUCUUUGUACCAGAUCAUAAUUUUAAAUUGUUAGGGCUCGGAAUUCGCUGAUGAUAAUCAUUCCUUUAUCUGAGGGUUUUCACAUGUACUAAUUAUGGUAUACACUUUUAUGGAUUCGUGGUGAAUUCUCUGCUUAGAAAUAAAAUGAAAUUUGCUGGUGAGGGUGACGGCCAAGUUUAAGUUGUGCGUGAUAUCUCUAGUGUUGAAACUUUGGCUUGUUGUUGUCAAAGGUAAAAUUCGUUGACUGUUGAGAGAUAUAUAGAUGAGGAGAUGGCUGCAUGUAUGCUGUUUCGUUUUCCUCAAAGUGACCUACACUGUCUUGGUAAAUUCUAAUGCGUUGUGGCAAAGUUGCUUUUAAAAGACUUUUAACAAUGAAACUCGUGAUGGGUAAAUGUGCUUAUCGAUGAUUGGUGCAAAUUGAUAAGUGAUUGCGGCAAAUUGAUAAGUCAUCUGCUGCUGAUGAUGACUGAUAAAACUGAUGCUGUUGAUGAGUUUUGUUGAUAUUUUUGUCAAUACCUGUUUUGCUGCUGUUUUGACGAUGUUUCUUAUAACUAUCAGUUACCUAUGAGAGAUAGCUGGUGAUCCCUCGCUGUUACUAGCAUUCUAGUUAACUAUAGCUACUGCAUUAGGUAGGUGCCUCUUAUAUGUACAGGCUGUAAUUGUCUAAUUAGGUUUCAUUAAUCUAGUUUAGUAGUCACUGGGAACUAAACAAACUCUUUGAGGAGAAAAAAUAAAGACCACGUGGUGUGGGAAGAAAUAUAAAUGACGUACAGAAACUUGUGUUCUCUGUCUUUUACUACCUGGUGACCGACAGACCUUUGUGUGUGUGCUAGAAGUGAAUGUAAAGGAACUCAUGUUGAUUAUUUCUAUUGCAACUGAACGAUCGUCCUUGGCGAUUGUUGAUUUUACGCGUCUACCAGCAAACCACCAAAUUCGUAACUGCUUAAUAUUUUUUAUCCAAAGCUCAUGACGGGGCAUUGCUGUAUUGUGGAGUAGCAUCUGCUAUUGUCAAACAAAGCGAAGUUGAAUGGAUGACCAAUUGUGACGGAAUAUAUUGAUUGGUGUUAUACUAGCUCCACCUUAGAAUUUCUAAGAGUGCUUUGGUCAUAACAGUUUUAAUAUUUUGUGCGUUGCUUGCGAUUUAUUCUGGAAGUACAUCAAUUUCAGACAUGGUUCUCGAAAGAAAAUAAGUGCUCGUUUACUUGCGUCGUGAGAAACGUUGAAACAAAUUGAGUCUUGAAGUGUUUCUGCCGAUCUAUUUGCCUUCAUAGAAAUGGAGCAUAUGAUCACCCCUCACGUUAUAAUCUUGCCAAAAAGGUUUUUCCACUGUGUGGUGCUCUGUAUUUCCAAUAUCGAUGUGUUGACUUGGUUGAAAAUCGACUUGUCCUGUAACCGUUAAUUUGUCAUCCAGCGCUUUUACCUGUAAAUCUGCCCAUUAUUAUGGGUAUCUUGAGCUUUGAUUAAUUGUUUAUUGGUAGUUACCCUGGCUGAUUCAUGUCACUGUGUAUUUCGUCUAGAAGUUUUGAUUAUGUUCUGCCUAUAAUUAUUCUCGUAUCUGCCUCUUCUCUCACGUAAAUUGCUGUAGCUCCUUCCAUGUGGAACGCAAGUGGCCGUUGGGAGCAAGUCAAGGUUGUUGGUGCAUUUUUUUUCUGGUCGACCGAGUGUUACACGUAUUUGUAUUGUUGUCUUUCAUUCUCUAACCCUCUCUCUUCGAAAAUCAUUUUAAUGUCCUCGCUCGUUUUGUAAUGCAGUGUAGAAAAAAUGUGUUCUUCUAUUGAAGGUGGAUGGAAUUUAUUUCAUAUUGUUUUCUGUUAUUUAACGCUGUUUUACGGUGAAUUAAGUAGCUUGUGUUUCUGGAAAACAAUGUCACAGUCUCGGACCGUUUGCAACAAAUCGGCUUUACCGACUAUACUGGAUUUCGGUUAUGGCUGAUUUCAAGAAAUUGGUUAUAGUGGAUUUUUACUUACCACAUCAACUUUAUAUUGACCGACUUCAAAUACUUGAUAAUGGCCAGAAUUGAAAUGUCCUGCAAAUUUAUUAUUUGGUGCUUUGAUUUUUUUAAUUACCAAUGCAUGUCAAUGGUCGUAACACCAACCUAUCAUUCAGAAUCAUCCAACUUCAAUGUUGCUGAUGAAUCCACUUCAAAUUUUGUAUUCUGCAAACUUGUAUUCAAUUUCAGUUGACACUUCUCAUUAUUACUGUGCGAGAGUGAGGCUUCAAAUCUACCUUCUUUGGUUCAUUGGUGCUCAGAAUUUUUUAAUUAAUUACAAGGAAAUGACAACUUUCAUGAAACGGAAACAUACAAACCAUAAGCAGCUGCUCAUCUUCCCUGAUUGAUUCUAUUUGUUCUUUAAUUAUGUGCGUCGUAAUUAGCUGAACAAUAAACUAAACUUGAUGACAGUCACUCAAUAUUUGCAACAAGAUUCUUUUGAGUUUUUCGUGCUCAUUUGUUUGACGAAAUGUUAUAAGCCGAGCGUCGUUCCACUGUAAUCGUUUUAGUAAUUAAUAAUUGUCAAGUCUUGCCUUCCUCUGUAUAUCUUUUAUAUGGGAAAAUAACGAGAAGACGAAGAACUCUUCUGAACUGUUCAGUUCGUGUUUCAGAAUAAGAAUUAUUUUCGCGUGUUGUCCAGUUGCCUUAACUGCGUGAGCGCGUUUGAGAUCGACAUUUCAUUCAAUACUUACGAUUACCGUGUUUUAGGAAAUGAAAUAAGUGUUAUUUAAGGUUUUCACUUCGUUGAUCGUUCGCCUCAAAAAUAAUUUAAUUAAUCAAAGAACGUUCGCCUCAAAUAUUUUAAUUAAUCAAUGGGUGUCAGUCUACGUACGAUACUCUGAGUCCCGGAUUUGUGAUUAUCUUGAGCUUGCGUGGCAGUAAUUUGCUAAAAUGUUUUUCUAUUGUUACUUGUGCUGCGCUGCCAUACGAUGCUUCUUAUAAAUUCUCAUUCUUGGUUGCACUUGAAUUUUCUUUUGUCAGUCCAUUUAAUCCUAAAUGUUAAAAAUCAUGAUGGAUUUAUGUUUUUUAUCGAGCAAGAUUUGAAGAGUUUGCUUUAGAGUUUGAGAAACUGCCGCAUGCUUGUCGCUAUGUGUUUUGGUUUGUUGUAGUUCUCGUGAAGUGCUGCGGUGUGUUUCGAAUUUCCCUGUUCGUAUGAUAUAGUGAAUCGCUCGUCUCUUCUUUCUCAUUUUUUCUUUCAAAUAAAUAUCUUUGCAUAGAACACUGCGAAAAUCGCUGGUAAAUACGGUGGUACAUGAUUUAUAUUGGUGUAGCUCUUAUGUUUUGCCAAAAUGAGCUUCGAAAUUUAAGCUAAGUACUGUUAAAAUGACGUAAUUUUGUCGUUCACUGGUAGGUAGACAUUUGACUUGAUGGAAGCUUUGUUUGGUUUAGCUUUCCAUGAUUUAAUGGUUGCCUCAUCCGGGGCCUACAGUGACAUUUACUGUGGUUCGUUAUUACCGACAAUGCUCUGGGCAAGUGAUCCUGUUUUGAAUUUCAGUUCAUGUUUAAUUUUGCACGUGAAUUUCUCCGUCGUUACAGGACGUUUUGUUGCUCUAAGGUGUAGUGAUUCUUUCACAUUAUUCCCUCCUCAUAAUAUAUCAAUUUAAAGAAACUGUAGCUGGAAAUUUUAUUUCAGUUUGAGCAUCAAAAAUUAUUUUAUUUAUCAACGGAUAAAAUGUUCCUUUGCUUAGUUCCUUCAUGCAUUCAGUUCGCAAAAUAAGAUUAGUUUUAUUUUGUUAUUAAUUUUUUUAUCUUCUACUUUCUAAAUUUAUUAUGGAUGUAUGAAUGCGUCUGUAUGUAUGGACAGACCAAAGCAUUUUGUAGGUAAAAUGGAAAGGUAUUUCUUCAGGGAGAGAAGGCUAUGAAUUACGAGGUAAUUUCGAUGUGAUGUAAAAAGUUUACACCCGACCAACUGUUGCCUGCAGCGUACAGGUCUUGGGUGUGGUUCUUUGUACAUAGCUUUUGCUGUCUAUUGUAUGUAGGUAUUUUACAAAUGCCCCGGUCAUAAAACUUUGGUUUACAUUGAUUCAUUUCUAUAAUUAUAGUAAUUAUUAUUGUU